Wallemia ichthyophaga EXF-994 is the source of this 1584-nucleotide messenger RNA. RefSeq lists its product as uncharacterized. The record is from RefSeq and is a predicted model, not a curated record. Gene Ontology annotation, molecular function: threonine deaminase activity. The transcript has 2 exons. Bases 1 to 1584 code for a protein of 527 amino acids. Lineage: Eukaryota; Fungi; Basidiomycota; Wallemiomycetes; Wallemiales; Wallemiaceae. Gene Ontology annotation, biological process: L-threonine catabolic process.
AUGUCGGGCACGCAGGAGACGGAUUAUUUGAAAUUGAUAUUAAAUGCGCGGGUCUAUGAUAUUCUACAGCAGACGCCACUCACAAAGGCGUCUAACCUCUCAAAUCGCCUCGGCUGCAACAUCCACCUCAAGCGAGAAGACCUCCACCCUGUCUUCUCUUUCAAAUGCAGAGGCGCGUACAACUUCAUGGCCCACAUCCCCACACAGGAUCGGUGGAGAGGCGUCAUAACUUGCUCUGCUGGAAACCACGCCCAGGGCGUUGCUCUCGCUGGCUCACACCUUGAUAUCCCCUGCACCAUCCUCAUGCCCAAGAACACUCCAUCCAUCAAGUGGAAGAACGUCGACAGGCUUGGCGCCAAGGUCAUCCUCCACGGCGACUCUUUUGAUGAUGCAAAAGCCGAAUGUUUCAGGCUCGCGCACGACCUCCACCUCACCUACGUCCCUCCUUAUGACCAUCCUUACAUCAUCGCCGGCCAGGGUACUGCUGCCGUCGAACUCACCCGCCAAAUUGACAUGUCCCACGUUGACUCUGUCUUUUGCAGCGUCGGCGGUGGUGGUUUGAUUAGCGGUAUGAGCGAGUAUAUCAAGCGCAUAGCCCCCGAUAAUGUCAAGAUGAUGGGUGCUGAGACGUUGGACGGCGAUGCCCUGUCCAGGUCCAUCAAAGCUGGUCAUAGGGUGAUGCUCGACGAUGUUGGUGUGUUUAGUGAUGGUACGGCCGUUAGGAUAGUCGGCGAAGAACCCUUCCGCAUCUGCCAGCAACUCAUAGAUCACAUCCAACUCGUCGACAACGACGCUAUCUGCGCAGCUAUCAAAGACGUCUUUGAAGACACCCGCUCCAUCCCCGAACCUGCAGGUGCGCUCUCGGUUGCCGCGCUCAAGUCGUAUAUCUACGAGAACAAUCUGCUCAACUCUGGAAAGACUUUUGUGGCCGUUGUCAGCGGAGCGAAUAUGAAUUUCGACAGAUUGCGCUUUGUAGCGGAGAGGGCGUCUAUCGGAGAGGGCAGGGAGUGUAUGUUGAGCAUCACUAUUCCAGACGAGCCUGGAAUGUUUGUGAAGCUGCACUCUGCCAUCCAUCCCCUCGCCGUGACGGAGUUUGUGUAUCGCUAUGCGGAUGAUCACCCACCAGCACAUGCACAGGAUGCCGUUAUCUUCUGCUCCUUCUCCCUCCCCUCGGCCAGCAGCUCGCUAGCCCCAUCCGAGCGCCAGUCUAUGAUCGCAAAUGUCAUCACCAAAAUUCGCAGUCUCGGCUUCGACGCACUCGAUGUAUCCGAUAAUGACCUCGCUAAAUCUCACGCGAGGUAUCUCAUUGGAGGCAGGUCAUCGUGUACCAAUGAGCGCCUCAUCGCGUUCGAAUUCCCUGAACGCCCGAACGCCCUCAGGAAAUUCCUUACCGCUCUCAACCCCAACUGGAACAUUUCGCUGUUCCACUACAGGAAUCUCGGUGGAGACGUCAGCAAAGUGCUCACGGGUAUUCAGGUCCCCCCUUCAGACACCCAGGCUUUCGAAACUUCCCUCAAUCACCUCGGCUACCAGUACGUAGACGAGACUGAGAAUUCUGUCUAUCAGCGUUUCAUGAGGUUUUAG